Blepharisma stoltei is the source of this 957-nucleotide messenger RNA. Lineage: Eukaryota; Ciliophora; Heterotrichea; Heterotrichida; Blepharismidae. The record is from the annotation of a GenBank genome assembly.
AUGGAGCCACAAGUCACCAUUAGAAUCAGAUUGGAAGACGAGGAGCCAAACACUCUUAAAGAAGUUCCUAUCAGCUUCGAAGAGCUCCUCAGCGCUGUCUACAGGACGACUGGUGCUGUCCAAUUCACGGUGAAGUUCCGCGAUGUUGUCAUCAAGAACGACUCUGAUUUGUUCACAGCUUACCUGGAAAAUAAAGAAGACUCGAUUGAAUUUUUGGUUGAUGAAAAUCUUCAAUCAACUGGAUACCUUGGAAGCGCUGUAGACAAUGUGUCACAACACUUAAAAAGCUCAGGGCCAGCACAAAAAGUCACAGUGACUAAUGGCACCAUUGAGCAAGCUGAUUUAAUCAGAGUUAUUGAUGAAAUGACCAAUGUAGCACAGAGAAAACUCGUGGAAAGCAACAAAAAUUUCAUGGCGCUAAGACAGCAGUUUUAUGAAACAGAUGAAAAUAAGUGGAAAGCGGUGGUUUAUCAGCAGCUGCAAGAGCAGGAAGGAAUUUUAAUGAGAAUCACGGGAGAAGUGUGCCAUAGCUACGGACUCAACCCUGAGAUUUUCCAAAAUUCUUGCAGAAAGCACGCAACAGUGCCUGAGGUUGGAAGAGCACUAGAAGAAAUGGCUGUAAAGACCCUUCAAGGUAAUGUGGAAAUUCCUGAAAGUUUAACUAAAGAAAAGAUGAGAGAAGUUAUGGAAUAUAUUUGUUCAUACCUUGAUGAUUAUUUAAAUAGCCAUCCACCAAGAAGUGGGGAAGAUUUCAUUUUAUUUAAGAUCAGAGAAGGUGAUGAAAUAAUGAAGAAAUACGGAUAUGACGAAAAUGAAAUAGCACAGGGAUUAGUCAAGUAUGGAAUUGAUACAGAAGCUGAAUGGGCUGAUAUCAGAGAUAGACUUAACGCUGUAAUGGCAAGAGUCUUUCCUCCACAAAUGAUGGGUGGGAUGCCAGGAAUGGGGAUGGGAUUUUAA